Nerophis lumbriciformis (worm pipefish) is the source of this 1740-nucleotide messenger RNA. The record is from RefSeq and is a predicted model, not a curated record. NCBI's taxonomy places the organism in Eukaryota, Metazoa, Chordata, Actinopteri, Syngnathiformes, Syngnathidae.
AUGGCAGCCAAGUCCGACGGCCGCGGGGUCGUCAGCGGCUUCGCCCAGCUGCGCGACCUGGACGAGGUGGUGGAGGGCCCCGACAACGGCAGCUCCUUCCACAUCUGCCACUGCUGCAACACCUCGUCGUGUUACUGGGGCUGCCGGAGCGCCUGCCUCCGCUACCUGCGGGCCAGGCGGAGGGAAGGGGAGGGGGAGGCGGCGUCCGACGGCGGCGGACUCGAGGAGCAGCGCCGGCGCCUGUGGCUGGAUUGCUUGUGGAUCGUGCUGGCCCUGCUCGUCUUCUUCUGGGACGUGUGCAGCGACGUGUGGCUGGCCGCGUACUACUACCGCGGACGACACUUUCUCUGGUCGGCCGUCACUCUCUUCUUCGUGCUGGUGCCCUCCGUUCUGGUGCAGAUCCUCAGCUUCAGGUGGUUCGUGCAGGAUUACACCGAGGGCGCGCUGGGCUCCGUGCAGGGGCUGAGCAGCCGCCGAGCCGCCGCCGGUCUACGCCGGGACCGCUGCUGCCGACUGUCCGUGUGGGUAUGGCAGAGUGUGUUGCACAUCUUUCAGAUGGGACAGGUGUGGAGGUAUAUCCGCACCAUGUACUUGGGUGUCCAAAGCCACCGCCAGAAGGAGAACCAGCGUCGCUUCUACUGGGCCAUGAUGUACGAGUACGCCGACGUCAACAUGCUGCGACUGCUGGAGACUUUUCUGGAGAGCGCCCCCCAGCUGGUGCUGCAGCUAUGCAUCAUGAUCCAGAGCAACAAGGCUGAGUGGCAGCAGUGUUCUUCAGUCAUGUCCUCCCUCCUGUCUCUCGCGUGGGUCCUUGCGUCCUACCACAAACUCCUGCGCGACUCCCGCGACGACAAGAAGAGCAUGAGCUACCGCGGCGCUCUGGUGCACCUCUUCUGGCGCCUCUUCACCAUUUCCUCCCGGGUGCUCUCCUUUGCCCUGUUUGCCUCCGUUUUCCACAUCUAUUUUGGCAUUUUCGUGGUGCUCCACUGGUGCGCCAUGGCUUUCUGGGUCAUCCACGGCGGCACCGACUUCUGCAUGUCCAAGUGGGAGGAGGUGCUCUUCAACAUGGUGGUGGGGGUGGUGUACGUCUUCUGUUGGUUCAACGUGCAGGAAGGCCGGACUCGCUUCCGGAUGGUGGUCUAUUAUACCGUGGUACUUUUGGAGAACGCCGUUCUCAGCGGGCUGUGGUACGCGUACCGUGACCCAGCCACCACCGACGCCUUCGCCUCUUACGCCCUCUGCAGCGUCUUCCUGUGCUUUGCCUCAGGUGUGGCCUGCAUGGUCCUCUACUACGGGGUUCUGCACCCCAUGGGCCCCCGGCUGAGGGUCCUAGCUAGCUCCUGUUGCGCCGAACUGCUUUGGGGGCUGCCCUUACCCCCCGAAGCUGAGCCUAUGGCACCCACGCCCGGUCCCCGGGGCUCCCAAGCCACCCCUACGCGGGGAGUCGCCGGGGAGUACCCGGAGCCCGACGAAAUGACCGCGGACUCCUGCCUUCCGGUAUUCCAGGUGAGGUCCACGGAACCGGUGGACGCGUCGGGACGACCCAUCCGACCCGAGGGCCCCCUCAUCAAAAUAGACAUGCCCAGGAAGCGCUACCCGGCUUGGGACGCGCACUUUGUGGACCGGCGACUCCGCAGGACCAUCAACGUGCUGCAGUACGUGAGUCCUAACGCGGUGGGCAUCAGGUACAGGGAUGGCCCCCUCCUCUACGAACUCCUGCAGUAUGAAUCUUCAUUCUGA